Messenger RNA from Morone saxatilis (striped sea-bass), 1151 nucleotides. RefSeq names its product transmembrane protein 150B (gene tmem150b). NCBI's taxonomy places the organism in Eukaryota, Metazoa, Chordata, Actinopteri, Moronidae. Bases 58 to 765 code for a protein of 235 amino acids. The transcript has 6 exons. The record is from RefSeq and is a predicted model, not a curated record.
GGGAGGCAGUCGUGCAUGUUUUCCUCCAUAUGAACCAAGCGGCAGCUGUACUGCAACAUGUGGCUGUGGGCAUUGCUCCCCGUCUGUCUGGCAGUCUUUGGCACUGUGGGAAUUUGGACUGUAUUUGCUGUAGCUGUAACAAAUGGAUCAGUGAACCUCACAGAAGGAGUCCCUUACAUCAGUCAGUGUGGCACUUACAACCCUCAGAGCUGUCUCUUUGCCCAGAUCUGCAACAUCUGCUCUGUUUUAGCUCUGUGGAUAGUGGUGAUCCGUUUCCAGCAGGUUAGGGAUUUCGGUACCCAUGGAAAGGCUAAUAUUGCCAGCAUUGUUUUAGGAUUCAUCUCCUCUGUGGGAAUCUCUGUCAUUGGAAACUUCCAGCAAUCAGUCUUGAAGAGUAUUCACCUUUUGGGAGCGUUCCUGGCUUUCUUCGUCGGCAUGGCCUACUUCUGGGUGCAGCUGUUUCUAACCUAUCGGGCUCAGCCGUCUCAGGACCGAUGCUACAUUGGGCCUGCCAGGGCGACCUGCUGCAUCCUCUGUACCAUCUUGGUCAUCAGUAUGACUGUUCUCCACAAUACAGACUAUCCCUCCGAGGCCGCUGUGUGUGAAUGGGCCUUGGUCAUGGUGUUCUUCUUGCUGUUUGGCCUUUUUGCAGCCGAGUUCAGACACAUCGACUGCCACCACCUCACUGUACAGAAACAGGCUCCUGGGAAUGACUGCAGCACUCCCUCAAUAGAAAUAAAUAGUUAUCUCGCAAAAUGCACUUAGCUGAAAACACAAACACACACACACAACACACACACACACACACAGCACACACACACACACACUCACACGGUUGGAAAACAACAAUCCUGUACAGUUGCCAUAUUGUCUAAUGCAGGUCUAAUGCCGUAUAGAGUUUGCUUGUCUUUCAGUGACUCAACUGGGAGUUUCUGAUAUUUCUAUUUAUUAUAUAUUUUCCAUUUUGAAAUAUACAAUAACCUUCCAUGAUACACAAAUAAAGAUUGUAAAAAACACAUUAUGUUUCUAUUUCUUUAAAAUGAUAAUCUAGCUAUUGUUUUUAUGACUAACUGAUUUCCUUGCCUGCCCAUAAAAUGGCUUGUUUUGUUCAACACCAGAUUUUAGUUUGGUCACAUUAGACAGAAAAAGAU